GGGGUCUCUCGCCGGUACAAGUGUCAGUGCGGAGGGGUGACUUGAGCCAAGCGGCGUGCGCGCUCUGGAGAGCUUCUUUAUACCCGGGUUGUUUUUCGAGGAGUGAAUUUUUUUCCCCCCCUUUAAUCGCGAAUAUACCGGCACGAGGUGAUGUUGUCUUGGCUCCUGAGCUCUGGAUGAUAAUGGGAUCAUUUUUUCCCUUCCGAGCCAACAGAUGUUUCCAGUGGUGGAUUUCCCUGUUUUGGAAUGUGUUCGAUGCGCAUUCAUUCCCCCCUGCACAUCUCCUCCCCAGGGCUUUUCCUCCACACUCUACACACCUUCAUGUUUGUGUGUUUUCUUCCCCUCCUGCCGCUGGAAUAUGUGCCAAUGUCCCCCUUUCGAUUCCGAAGACCUGUUCAGUGAUCAGAGGCUUGAACGAUGAACAUCCUUUGAGAUGAAAAUCAGCACUUUUGGGGAUCACCGUUUGCUUGUGCGCGGCUCGUGCCGGACCUCGCGCCUCGGCAGCCUGUUGUCCGCGUCCGCGGAGAAACGCACAAGUUUGCUGCGAGCCGGAGCCGAAGCCGGAGCCGGAGCCGGAGCUGGUCUGAGCGGCGCGCCAGGGCCACGCGUGGGGCGCCAGGAGGGGGACCGACGGAGCGGCCCCGGUGUUCGGCCGGUCUGUGGUUUGACGGGGCAUUCGGCGCAGCUGUGGAGCGGGGACGAUGAAGACGUUGGUGGUGAUGAUGAUGAUGAUGAUGAUGAUGAAUGGCCCGACGGCGCGGGCGGGCACCGGGGUCUCGCCACCGUUAUGUUUGCUCAUGUGCGCGCUCGUCGUCCCCCCGCCGUGCGCCCACUCGCACCCGCAGCCGUGCCAAGUGCUGAAACGCAUCGGCCACACGGUGCGGGUCGGGGCUCUGCACGUUCAGCCCCGCCUGCUCUCCGCCGCGGACCGGGACGCCGAGGGGGGCUCGACGGGCAGCGGGGAGCGGCGGGCAAAGUUGGAAAAGCAGCUGGAGACAAGUGCCAGCGCGCCGGGACACGCGAGCCUCAGGACCAGGGGCGCGAUCAGCGCGCAGCGGGGCGCCAGCAGGAAUAAGAACCAGGCACGACAGCGGGAGGAGAGCGCCCCGCGGGAGAACCGGGUGUUCGCGCCCCGGGACUCGGUCCUCCUCGCCGCGGAGGCGCUGAACCGCGCCGGAUUGCUGCCCUACAAUUUGUCCCUGGAGCUGGUCAUGGCCGUGGGGUCGGGACUCGGCGAGCUGCCCGCCUUCUCCUUCUCCUCGCCGGGCAGCCCCGAGAACGAGGACCCGCUGUCCUUCCUGGAGAGCGUGUGUCACAGCGUGGUGGUGCAGGGGGUCUCCGCCGUGGUCGCCUUCCCGCGGCACCGGGACGACUUCGUCGAGUUGGAGUUCGUCUCGCUGGCGCUGCGCGUGCCCGUCGUCAGCGUCGUGCACAGGGGAUUUACGCGCCGCAGCGAGAAUCCCCUUCAUUUCCAAAUGGCGAUGCGGACCGCGGAGGCCCCGCCGUCCCGUCUCCUCUACUCCCUGCUGAUGAUGAAUGGCUGGUGGGAUAUCAGCGUUCUGCUCUGCCAGGAGUGGGACAUUAGCCACUUCCUCUUACUCAUCAAAAACAACACUCGCUUCCACCUGGGCACUCUUGUCAACCUGACAACUACCGCCUCGACCUCAUCGCCGUCUUCAUCUCCACUAUCAUCCUCUGGACUGGCAUCUGGUGUCGCAACGGGGACCGAGGACGUGUCUUUAUUGUCGUCUUUGCCCUAUUUUGCCUCUGCUGCCUCAGCCGCUGCUUCUUCAUCCACCUCCCCCUCGAAAUCAGACCAGCAGCAGGCGCUCAUGCGACAGCUGGAGGCCCUGCGGGAACCUUCAUCCACGAAAGGGGUUGUGACAUUCGGGUGCGAUAUCCGGGAGGUGCGCCGUCUGUGGACGCUGGCCACUCGGAUGAUGCUGCCGGAGUUUCACUGGGUCUUGGGGGACAGCCAGAAUGUGGCCGAGCUGAGAACAGAGGGGUUGCCCCUGGGCCUUCUGGCACACGGGGUCAUGGGGGGCCCUUCUCUGGAUCACUACGUCCACGACUCGCUGGAGCUGGUGGCGCGGGCGGUGGGCAGUGCAGCCCAGGAGAACCCCAGCUUGGCACUCAUUCCUGGGACCACUAACUGUAUGGAUGUACAAGAGAGCAACGGAAGCUCCGGGGAAUACUUGGCAAGAUUUCUAUCCAACACAUCAUUUGAGGGCCAGAGCGGCUUCGUGUCCAGGGACCCUCAGAGCCAGAACGUCCUCUCCGAGGCCCAUCACUACGUCUGGUCCCUCCAGCUGGACCCCCUGGGCCAGCCGACCUGGACCCGCCUGGGACGCUGGCGCAGGGGGAGAGUUCUGAUGGACCAGGGGGCCUGGCCGAUCCACGCGGGCUCGGGGGGCGGCGGGGACUGGCGCCGAUCGGCGCGGCUGCACUUGCGGGUGGUGACGCUGGUGGAGCACCCGUUUGUGUUCACCCGGGAGGUGGACGGCGACGGGCUGUGUCCCGCGGGCCAGCUGUGCCUCGACCCGCUCACCAACGAGUCGGCGGUCCUGGGAGGUUUUUUCCAGAACCUCGCAGGACCCAACGGAUCCGUUCCCACGGACCUGAAGAAGUGCUGUUACGGAUACUGCAUUGACCUGUUGGAGAAGCUGGCAGAGGACAUGGGCUUCACCUUCGACCUCUACAUUGUCGGAGACGGGAAGUACGGGGGCUUCAAGAAUGGCCGCUGGACAGGAUUGGUGGGCGACCUGCUGAGCGGCGCCGCCCAGCUGGCGGUGGCUUCUUUCAGCAUUAAUUCCGCCAGGAGCCAAGUCAUCGACUUCACCUCACCCUUCUUCUCCACCAGCCUGGGAAUUCUGGUUCGUACUCGCGACACAGCCGCGCCCUUCGGCGCCUUCAUGUGGCCUCUCCACUGGUCCAUGUGGCUCGGCAUCUUCGUCUCCCUCCACGUCACCGCCGUCUUCCUCACCCUGUACGAGUGGCACAGCCCGUUCGGCAUGACGCCGCGCGGACGCAACCGCCACCGGGUGUUCUCCUUCUCGUCGGCGCUCAACGUGUGCUACGCCAUCCUCUUCGGGAGGACGGUGGCCAUCAAGACGCCAAAGUGCUGGACAGGCCGCCUGCUGAUGAACCUGUGGGCCAUCUUCUGUCUGUUCUGCCUGUCCACGUACACCGCCAACCUGGCCGCGGUCAUGGUCGGGGAGAAGACCCACGAACAGCUUUCAGGGAUACACGACCCAAAGCUGCACCAUCCCUCUCAGGGGUUCCGAUUCGCCACCGUCAGAGAAAGCAGCGCGGAGGACUACGUCAAGAAAAGCUUCCCCGAGAUGCACGAGUACAUGAGAAGAUACAACGUCCCGGCGACGCCAGACGGCAUACACAACCUCAAGGCCGACCCUCAGAAGCUGGACGCAUUCAUCAUGGACAAAGCUCUGCUGGACUAUGAGGUCUCCAUAGACGCAGACUGCAAGACGGUGACGGUUGGAAAACCCUUCGCAAUUGAAGGCUACGGCAUCGGCCUCCCGCAGAACUCUCCGCUCACCUCCAACAUCUCGGAGCUCGUGAGUCAGUACAAGUCGGACGGCUUCAUGGACACGCUGCACGACAAAUGGUACAAGGUCGUGCCCUGCGGGAAGCGCAGCUUCGCCGUGACGGAGACACUGCAGAUGGGCAUCAAGCAUUUCUCCGGUCUGUUUGUGAUGCUGUGCGUGGGCGUGGCCGUAUCGCUGCUGACCACCGUAGCAGAGCACAUUGUGUACAAGCUGGUGAUCCCCAGGGUCAAGGAGCCACGCUUCAAAUACUGGCUGCACACGAGCCAGAGAUUACACCGGGCGCUCAACUCGGUCUUCACUGAAGACAAACUACCGACUGUUACCAAGCCCGAGAAGAGGUGUAAUGAGGGGAACAACCAGCCACGGUGGAAUCCUGCAGAGUCCUCCCACUGCAACAGGCGUAGGGUCCUUCCACAGGAGAUGCAGAAUGACCUGGAGCGCCCGUCCACCCAGGAUCUGGCCCCUCCGCCGCCCCCUUCGACCCUGCCUCACCCGCACCCUCUGCCCCUGCUGGAGAAGCACAUGGUGGCCACGUCCAACGGUCGCUCCGACCUGUUAGGCCGAGUUUUGGGCCAAGGCCAGGGGGGCUCGGGCCUCCCGCAGUGCCGGGGUCUGGGUAUGGUCGACUGUGGCCCCGGUCUGAGUGUGGGCCGGAACCCUAUGGUUCAGGAGCUGUCCGAACUGGAGGGUCAAAUCCUCAUCAUCAAGCAGCAGCUGCAGUCGGCCAUGAGGAGGAAGAGGGAGCUAGAACAGUACCAAUCAGAAAACCAGCAAGCAAACCAGACUGCGCCGAGUCAGGCCGCUGCCCUCCAGCCCAACCAGUUUGCUCAGUACACCCAGUCGCACCCGCAGACUAACCAGCACACAAACACGCUCCCGGAGUUGUGAAGCCUUUUUCCCCGUGUGUGCGCGUUUCCCCCCCCCCCCCCGAGUUUCCAGAACGUCUUGCAGGUUUUUCCGGGGGACAGGAUACUCGCUCAGUUUCUUCGAAAAGUUGGAACCUUCCCAGUUUUCCCAGGGCCAAAAUCUCCCUUUGGGCUCAGGAGUUUCCUCGAACGGCGGAACUGAGGAGUUCUCCCCGGGGGCCAGAUCCUGCUCCGUCACUCCGGCGGGACACCCGCUGACCCUCCGAGGACGAGAGGCACCGAACAAAGGAUGAACCAGGGAUCCUGAACCAAAUCUGUUCUUACUCUAGCUUGUUGCCGCAGCCGAAGAGCUGUGCAUCCCCGCUCCUCUUCCUCGUGUCCCUUCCCCCAUUUUCUUCACCUCCUUUUCACCCUUCCUCUGAUCCCUCCAUUUUUGUUUCUUUCAAUCCCCCCCCCCCCCCCACUCCUGUCUUCUCCUGACGUCUGUCCCUCUCAUCUCCUCCCCCUAAGCCUCGUCUCUUCGAGGGCACAGAUUUGCUUGCCACGAUGAUACCUUGAUCGCAGAUACGAAGACACGUCGGCAUUUAAGCCUAAUGGGCUAAUUCACUUGAGUCUAACGUCGAGACUCGUCGAGUGUGAACGACCUUCGGUUGAACCCCGCCGGUUAAGUCUUCAUGUCCUUGGGAUUUGCUUAAACCUUGUAUCUUUAAGCGGGGGGAGAGAAGAACUGCUGGCGACUGGUUGAUUUCACCAUUGAUGCUUAAAUGUUUUUGACGAGUGUUUGAUUUGGCGUUGAUUAUUUUUUUUUUGGUCCGAUUUGUUUUUUUCAGGGAUAGUGGGGCUGUAAUAUGUUAAAAAAAAAAAAAGUAAAAAAAAAAAGAAAGAUAUAAAGUUAUGGGAAGACACCUCUAUAUUCACCAUGAGCAUCUGGUUGGCAUCUCGUGGUGGAUUCUUCGUCUUUACAAAAUCUUAUUUAUGGGUCACUGUAUAAUGUUCACCGAUGCACCCACAAGGCAUCAUUUAACUUGUCAGAGUUUGACUUAUGGUCCACAAGUCUUUUUUUUUCAUUCUUUUUUUUCAAGUGAUGAGAAUAAAAAGGAAAAAGAGGGUCUUCAGCUUUUUCUUGUCAGGGACCAAAACCUUUUUUUGCCCAGCCCCCUUAACUGUGCGAUACCCACGCUCUCGUGACGUCGUGACACAACAAACACAGGAUUGAUCGGCAAACUGCUGGUACUGACCUACUGUUAAAAUAUAAGUAUGCAUAGAAAGUGUCAACACAAACUCACAUGACUGUAGAACCGCUCGCUGAACUCUGACAUGUUAUUUGAUUAUGAACAAUUUCACAACUGAAUACACUGAAACGGUCCCUUUGUGCUGAGACCUGUUCACUUGCAUCUUUUCCUGUUUGGGUUUGGAUGUGUUCUGUUAUUAAAAAUUACCUCUCUUCUUUGCACUUAA
This is a messenger RNA of Scophthalmus maximus (turbot), 5890 nucleotides long. It is a transcript of the gene grin3a, whose product is annotated as glutamate receptor, ionotropic, N-methyl-D-aspartate 3A. Gene Ontology annotation, biological process: synaptic transmission, glutamatergic; modulation of chemical synaptic transmission; monoatomic ion transport. Gene Ontology annotation, molecular function: transmitter-gated monoatomic ion channel activity involved in regulation of postsynaptic membrane potential; NMDA glutamate receptor activity. The transcript is spliced from 10 exons. Gene Ontology annotation, cellular component: plasma membrane; postsynaptic membrane. NCBI's taxonomy places the organism in Eukaryota, Metazoa, Chordata, Actinopteri, Pleuronectiformes, Scophthalmidae. The coding region runs from base 702 to 4454 and encodes 1250 amino acids. The record is from RefSeq and is a predicted model, not a curated record.